ACUCAGCGAUUUAUUGGCAUCGGAAGAUUCUUACUUGAGAGGACGAGUAGCGAUAACUUUUACAGCAUUAGCACGUUAUUUGGAGGGCAGAAACUCGAUUUUGAAAAAUGUCAUUACGGUCAGCAACUUGGCCAAAGGCCUCGAAGAUCAUUUGGCUGUAGUUCGUAUACAAAUGGCUAAGACAAUUGAAAUGUUGUCUCGAUACUGGCCUGCUGCGGAAGAUCUCUGCACUCAUGGUUUUGUUGAUCUCAUCGUGGAGCAAAUUUCACGCGAGAAAAAGGAUAUAUUGUUAGUUCACUUGGAAAGUCUGCAGUCCUUGUUAAGCACGAAUGUGAAAAUUCACGCAAUCGAAAUCGGGACUAUGGAGAAAUUAGUGGACUUGUUGAAGAGAAAAGAUGAAGCGGUAUUGAGUGGAUCCUUAGCUUGUUUGAUUGUCCUUUGUCAAGAACCCAUGGGAAAGCAAAAGUCUAUUGACAUGGAUCUUCUGAGCAUUUUGAAAGAAAAAUUGAAUGACCCGGUAUGGAAUUACUCAAAAUACAGAAACACUACUCAGAUAGAAAUUUGA
Orussus abietinus is the source of this 565-nucleotide messenger RNA. RefSeq lists its product as uncharacterized. The transcript has 3 exons. The annotation marks the transcript as partial. The record is from RefSeq and is a predicted model, not a curated record. NCBI's taxonomy places the organism in Eukaryota, Metazoa, Arthropoda, Insecta, Hymenoptera, Orussidae.